AUGAGGACCACGACGUUGGCUGCGGCUCGACAAGCCUUUUCCACACCUUCCACUUCCACUUCAACCACGACUUCGAGACGAGGCUUUGYCAGUGCCAGCAGAUUACAGGCCAGCUAUGGUUUCAUUGGAUUGGGGAGAAUGGGCUAUCCAAUGGCCAGAAACCUUCGCAACAAGAUCCCGGCCUCGGACACCAUGGUCAUUCACGACGUGAAUCCCACCAUUCUCGAGCAAUUCAAAGCAGAACACAAAGGCGUCACGAUUGCAAAAGAUGUUCGCGAAGUGUCCGAAAACGCGGACACAAUCAUCACCGUCCUCCCCGAACCUCACCACGUGCAGAAUGUCUUUCAACAAAUGCUCAUGCCCCCAACCCUCCUCUCCCAAACGCCCGUGAAGCGGGAACGCCUCUUCAUCGAUUGCAGCACCAUCGAUCCCCGCUCCUCCGCCCAAGUCGCCGAGGCAACACACUGUUCCGGCCAAGGGAAAUUCGUCGAUGCUCCCAUGUCCGGUGGUGUGGUGGGAGCAGCAGCCGGAAAAUUGACGUUCAUGAUUGGUGCGGCCCCGGAGCUCGUCGACCAGGUCACCGCCAUUCUCAGCCACAUGGGUAAACGGGUUGUGCAUCUAGGACCACAGACGUCCGGUCUCAAGGGAAAGCUGGCCAACAACUAUCUCCUCGCUCUCAACAACAUUGCCACGGCCGAGGCGAUGAACAUGGGUGUCAAGUGGGGAUUGGAUGCCAAGGCAUUGGCGGAUAUGAUCAAUACCGCUACGGGAAAGUGCUGGCCGAGUGAGGUAAACAACCCUGUUCCGGGAGUCAUUGAGGGCUCUCCCGCGAGUAAAGGGUACGAGGGAGGAUUCGGAACGGCAUUGAUGUUGAAGGACUUGAGGCUUGCGUUGGAAGCCGCCACUCAGGCGGGCAUUGUGCCCGAGUUGGGCGUUCACGCCAAGGACAUCUACACGGCUGUGGAAGGAACUGAGCAAUUGAAGGGCAAGGACUUUUCGGUUGUUUACAAGUACAUUGGAGGAAAGGUGCCUGAAGCAUGA
Messenger RNA from Ramularia collo-cygni, 1041 nucleotides. RefSeq names its product related to 3-hydroxyisobutyrate dehydrogenase. NCBI's taxonomy places the organism in Eukaryota, Fungi, Ascomycota, Dothideomycetes, Mycosphaerellales, Mycosphaerellaceae. Bases 1 to 1041 code for a protein of 346 amino acids. The transcript is spliced from 3 exons. Gene Ontology annotation, biological process: L-valine catabolic process. Gene Ontology annotation, molecular function: NAD binding; 3-hydroxyisobutyrate dehydrogenase activity; NADP binding. Gene Ontology annotation, cellular component: mitochondrion. The record is from RefSeq and is a predicted model, not a curated record.